AUGCAUUUUACAGAGCUGUACCUCAACACCCAUCUUCUGUCAUUUCAUGACCUUUUACAUCUGCGAGACACGUCAACAAGCUCUAAAUCCCCGAGGGCUGAGAACGAGGCCUUCUCCAACAAGGCUGGUGGAACAAAUACUGAGGACACGGGACCUUCCAGCUAUGAUAUAGCCGUGGUGUCUCCACGGCCACGGGUCACUUGCACACUGCCACUCAGCACCAUCUCCGCUGUCACCUUACAACCCGAGUUGCCUCCGAGGGUACCAUACCUCGGUGGGGAUAUGAUCUGA
Penicillium hordei is the source of this 291-nucleotide messenger RNA. RefSeq lists its product as uncharacterized. The transcript has a single exon. The record is from RefSeq and is a predicted model, not a curated record. Lineage: Eukaryota; Fungi; Ascomycota; Eurotiomycetes; Eurotiales; Aspergillaceae. Bases 1 to 291 code for a protein of 96 amino acids.